Protopterus annectens (West African lungfish) is the source of this 5553-nucleotide messenger RNA. It is a transcript of the gene SEMA4A, whose product is annotated as semaphorin 4A. Gene Ontology annotation, molecular function: semaphorin receptor binding; chemorepellent activity. The coding region runs from base 181 to 2754 and encodes 857 amino acids. NCBI's taxonomy places the organism in Eukaryota, Metazoa, Chordata, Ceratodontiformes, Protopteridae. The record is from RefSeq and is a predicted model, not a curated record. Gene Ontology annotation, biological process: negative regulation of axon extension involved in axon guidance; positive regulation of cell migration; neural crest cell migration. The transcript has 14 exons.
ACUCACUUCGAAACACGUAUCUGCUGUAAAUUAACACAGAAUGAGAACACUGUCGUAUUUCUUCAUUCUCAAAAAGGAAGUGGUGUUUGUUAAUGAAGUGAGACAGCUCACUUGCAGUUCCACUUGACUUGAGACUUCAAGAACUCCCUUUCUUCUAUCGCAGCAUCUGGUUUACUUGUCAUGGAUCAAAUAAUCCUUUUUUGGCUUUUAGGAAACUGGAUUUGUUUGGGGUUUACAUCAGCCAGUGGCCUUUCUCCACGACGUAUCUAUAAUUAUGGUGACUCUAGCAGAGUUCUUAAAUAUUUUAAAAGACCUGACAUUAAGAACUGCAGCACCCUUUUGUUAAGUGAAGAUGAACAGACACUGUAUGUUGGCGCACAAGACAAGAUCAUUUUCCUAAAGAUUGCCAAAGACUUCAGCAUGGAACUACAACAGCCAGAGUUAAGCUGGGCAGCACCAGAAAGUGAAAGAAAAACGUGUUACAGAAAAGGGAAGGACUACCAGACCAAAUGCAUCAACUUGAUCCGAAUACUGAAGCAGGUUAAUGCAACCCACCUUUAUGCCUGUGGGACAUAUGCCUUCAACCCACAAUGUGCCUACAUUGAUCUCAAAACAUUCUCCAUUAUUACUAGCACAAAGGAAAGUGGAGGGGGACGAUGUCCUUAUGAUCCCAAUAUUAAAUUUGCAGCAACCAUGGUGGAUGGAGAGCUUUAUGCUGGCACUGUGGAUACAUUUCAAGGAACAGUUCCUACUAUUACCCGUUCUCUUGGCACCAGACCUUCGCUGAAGACUGAAGCUUCUGUCAACUGGCUAAAAGAUCCAGUUUUUGUGGGUUCAGAUUUUGUCCCUAGCAGUACAGAAGGUGAUAAGGUUUAUUUUUUCUUUACGGAAACAGCACUGGAGUAUGACUUCACGGAAAAUUUCAAAGUCCCUAGGAUUGCUCGUGUUUGUACGAAUGACAUAGGUGGCGACAGAGUGCUUCAGAGGAAGUGGACUACAUUUCUGAAAGUCCGUUUGAGCUGUAAUCCCACAAAUGACAUUCCAUACAACAUUAUUCAAGAUUCCUUCUUCCUUAAAACACCAGCCAAUCCAGAUGAUAGCACAUUUUAUGGCAUUUUUAACUUCCAGUGGCGUGGACGCACAGAAGGCAAACAGUCUACUAUUUGUGCUUUCAAGCUGAAAGAUGUGGAAAAAGCAUUUAAGAGCACUUUCAUAAAGCUAGACAAGGACAGCCAAAAGUGGAAAACAAUUCCAUUUGACAGUAUUCCUUCACCUCGGCCUGGCAGUUGCAACAUUAAUACUUCCUUCGACAACAUCUUUCUGUUUAUGAAGGAACACUUUUUGAUGGAAGGAAAAGUUCUUCCUGAUAGAGAGCAACCACUGCUGGCUCAGGUGGAGAGGUACACCAAGAUUGUGGUGGAAAAGGUGCUGGUGCCUUUCAAGCAAAAAGCAUAUGAUGUGAUGUUUUUGGGAACUGAGUCGGGCUUCCUACAAAAAAUAGUCACUACUAAUUCAGGGCCCCACAUCAUCGAGAGUAUCCAGUUGUUUGAAAACCAAGAGCCAGUACAAAACCUCCUGCUUUCAACGAAAAAGGGAGUGCUAUAUGUGGGAUAUUCCUCUGGCAUUGUUCAGAUCCCUGUCACUAACUGCAAUGCUUAUCGAACAUGUGGAGACUGCGUGCUAGCCAGAGACCCCUACUGUGGAUGGGACAACAGUAAACAAGCAUGUCAGAGGAUUAGUGCUGAGAUGAAUGCAGGGAUUAAUUGGCUCCAAGAUAUUGAAGAAGGCAAAGCAGAUUCCUGCAAGACUACACUGCGACCUCGAAGUAAACAUCCUUUCCCCACAGAAAUAAUCUACAAGGAAUUAAACUCAUUUGUAAUGCUGUCUUGCUCUGCUCUGUCAAAUCAUGCCACCUUGAACUGGACACUUAAUGGGAAUAAGUUAGGACAUGGCUACUUUGUACUGCCCAACACAUCACUGAUGUUCCAUACCAGCAAUGAUAAGCUUGGCGUUUAUGAAUGCAGUUCCAUGGAAAAUGGGUUUUCUCAUCCAGUUGCAAAUUAUCUGGUGGAGUUACUCCCUUCAUCAACUUACCCUAUAGAAACUAUUGAACAAAAAACAGUGGAUUUAGAAACAACAAAAACAACUCAGUCCAACAAACCAAACCACCACAUAGAUAUGGCAAAGACUACAUCCUACAGCACAAAUCAGCAGAAAACCACCACUGACUCCUACAGACCAAAGCCAAGUACACACAUAGAAAAAGUUGCUUCCUUCAGCAAAAAUCAAUACACAACUGCCACCAGGGUUACAACAGCAGAUGAGAAAACUGAAGUACAGAGUGUUGAGACAAAGAUUUUCUCCAAAUACAUAAAUCUAGAAAAUAAAUAUCCACCAGAGAAAGACAUAGAAAGAAAUAAAGAGGAUUUUCCAAAGUCCUACUGGCCAAAUUUUGUGGUAGUAACCAUUCUUCUGGUUAUGACCAUAGUUACAAUAUUAGCCCUUCUUUUCUACAUCUACCAUGGGAAGAGCAGCUUAAAAACUAAAGUUGGAGAUGUGACCUCUGUAGAAAGCAAAAAGCUCAAUUCAAGUGAAACAGAAGACAGUGAUGCUUGUCAACAAGUAAAACAAGAGAAAAAACAUUGCAGUGUCCACAUGGAGGAAAACGGGAAAGAUAUGAAUGAAGAUGCUCUUCAAAGUAGCACAAUUCAAGAUGCAAAACCUGGGGAUAGCCUCACAGCAAACCAUGACUAAGAAAUUUCCAGCCAGAUGUGUAUAUUAAAUUGUUAUGUUAGGGUGAAUCAGGAUUACUUGUGAUGAUAUGCUUAAUGUUACCUUCUUAUCAAAGCAUGGGAGGUAGGUUGGGCAUUUAGUUUAAUGAUGAUGUUUGUGCCAAAGGGAAUUCUUUUUUUCAAUUAAUAUCAUCAUGUUACUUCUUUUCCCUAAAACUAAAUUCUGCACAUGCUAUGAAUGUAUUUUUCUAGUAGGAUUACAUUUUCCUUACUGGCAACCUACUUCGCCAGUUUCCACAAUAGCAUCAGAUAGCAGCAGCUAUAUAUAGCUAGGUUAUAGAUAGGUUAUAUCCUUAGCUGUUAAGUGUUUGUAUAGGUACAGACCCACAGUGACAUGCCUGUUAUAUCCUUAGCUGUUAAGUGUUCGUAUAGGUACAGACCCACAGUGACAUGCCUGUCCAUGACUAGUCUAGAGAAAGCAUCUUCAGUGCUGUGUAUUGUUAUAUCUCUAUAACUAUUUUGUGCUUGCUAGUCCAGCAAAGCUGCUCAGAACUGGAUUAUGGCUUAACCAUCAUGAAGUGCUUAUUAUUCAGUGUAAGCUUUAGGUUUCAAUACAUUCUGUAUAGCUAUUCUGGAAGAAUCCAUGUUCAGAAAUGGCAGACACACACACACACACACACACACACACACACACACACACACGCACGCACCUCUCUAACUCUGUAGUGGCAAGCUAAGACCACCCUUAUGCAUACUGACAAAGCUGUAAUUGAUUUUUAGUGCAUUACUAUUCAUCCUGACCAUGGCUCAUAUACUAACUGUACAUUAAAUCUCUCUUCUCAUUCUGAAAAGACAAAGUGGUCAUGUUAUUGUUACAUCCCCAGUAAAUUGAGUGUCACGCUUGAACACCUAUUUUGCAGUGGUACAUUAUGCUCUGGAGGUAAAAAUAACAGAAACACUAAUCACACUUUCUACAGUAACCCCAAAAACACUUUGGCAAACUAGUCCACAGUCACCCUUAUUGCAAUUGGUGAUACAGAGGUCCCCCUUGUUCUGUAUCUGUUUAGCACCACUUACUAUCUGAUUACAAAAUGAGCAGUCCUCAUAUGUACUCAUGCAGCUUAGGUGUGCACUCCUUUAGAGCCAUAACUACCAAAGCCAUUUUGUCAAUCUCACAGAUGACUACCAUGUGACAGAUGAAGAAUUCAGUCAUAUUAAGGACAGAUGGGGGAGAGUACCAUGGAGAUGAUGGGGGAAAUGCUGAGUAAGUCUGUUUAUACUGCCAUUUGGGAAGUAAAGUAUGACAGCAGUAGAGAUCGGAAAGGCGUCACUGCAUACCUAAACGGUAACACUACUGCAGAUUUACAUGAGGGUUAAAUAGGAUAGAGGAGCACUAUAUCACUGGCACUGACAGAUUUUACAAUUUAUUACUGAAACAAUAAAUGAUGAGUAUGUUGUCAGAUGUACUAUAUUAUUAAAAAAUGAGUUGUAGUAUUCUGACACUGGAUUAUAAGAUUAUUACGCAAAAUAGGUAGUCAUAGUAGGAACCGCCCUGUAUGUUCUAGAUGCAUAUGACUGUGUGUGGCUCUAGCAUUACCUUUUGUUGGCAUCAUAGCCUAGGGAACUGAGCCAGUGAGCUGUCUGUUGUACUUAUGGGUAUGAUUCCUGCAAACUCUGUACACUAUGUAACUUUCAGCAAGCCAAUUAAAAAGACCAAAUGCCUCAUCUUUAAGUUAUCCAUGAAGCCAUUUGUUUGUAUCUAUUAGUACUUACCAUGAUAACAAAGACUAACAGCCCUAAUCCUCAUCAACAAAGUAACCAUUAAUUUAGUUCUCUACUAAUACAGUGUACUUUUUCACUCAGUCAUUACCUGCAGCUGGCUGUGCAUUAGUAUAUGUUGUUACAGAGAGAGAGCGAGAGUGAGAGAGAUGGAGACCUGAUUGUGAUGCAGGAAUCCUGCAUUCAGGCAGACCUGGGCACUGCAGUGGCAAGCUGGUUGCAUGGGAAUGAGCUGCUUUGUCCCACCCCAGGGAGGGGUCCUUCUUGCCUAUAGCUCUGGUUUAGGUGUAAAGAAAAAUGUGGUGGUACAGGAUUAUCAUGUUUAGUGCAUGCUAUGAGAAUGAUAAAAUAUACACAUGAGAAACCUUGACAUCACCUCAAACCAUGCAAGGAAACAGGUAGGACUACAAGUAGGCCAAAGGGAAAGAUGAUGAGGACACUAGGGCAUGGAAGGUAGGAUGACAGGGGGCACCAAAAACAGAUUAAAAAAAUCUGAAUCUGAAGUCUUUAGUAUACCUGCCAAGAAACAUUUGUAAGAACGUUUUGUAUGUAUUAUUUCCAUGUACCUUCUGGUGCAGAGAUAAAAUACACAUUUUGACCUUAUUGACAAAUGAUCACACUGUGAGUGUUGCGUUGUGAAGUACCCCUCACCGGGGACUUAAAUGAAAAAAUACAUGAGAGGCACCAAAAGUCUUCAAAAUCUAGUUGUUAUUACAUCUGUGUUACAAUUCCUCAGUUUGAUUGCCAAUUUCCAAGGCUUUAACCUUACCAGCAAAAUGUUUUGUGUCUUUGAUCAUAAAAAUGGUUAUGCAAACCAUCACCUUUAAACAUUUUGAUAAUUCACUGUUCCUGAUAUUUUGCUAAAUUAUAUGGUUUUUAGGUGAUAACGUGUAUAUUAAUAUAUGUUCAAUAUUGAUGAAUCUGUACUAUUUCCUAAAAGAAACAAUUUUUCUGCAAAUGUCAUGCCUGUAGAGGGGAUCUGUGAUUUGACAACAAAGGACUUAAAUGCUACUAAAUCAAUAAAGGAUAUUUUGUCUACUCA